AGACACAAAGUGGUUAAGCAGAGCCAGCAAGGGAUAGAGCCUGGAUUUAAGCCUCAGGGGUCUGACUCCAGAACUGACACUCUUAGCUCAGGGACAAACCUGCAGUUCCACCCAGUGCUCCCUGGUCAGGGGCCGUCCUCCAGUGCCCCAGUCAGCUCUGCUGAGACCAGAGCCACCCACCCCUGCACCCAGGGGCUCUCCUUGUCCCCCAUCCAUCACCAGAGCCCAGUGGUCUCACCUGUCGAUGCCUGGCUCUCGCUUGAUGUCUCAGUUCCGGAACAGAGAUGCUCCAGCUGCUACCUGGGAAGGCUUUGGCCCCAAAAAUAUUUAGUUAGCAGCCAUUCAGUUAAGUGGAAUUGA
Molecule: messenger RNA, 360 nt
Organism: Propithecus coquereli (Coquerel's sifaka)
Lineage: Eukaryota; Metazoa; Chordata; Mammalia; Primates; Indriidae
Product: chromosome unknown open reading frame, human C16orf47
Exons: 3
Source: RefSeq, a predicted model, not a curated record